AUGGAAGAAAUUCUUGCACGACUAAAAAAACAGGAAGAUGAAGUGAAAGAAUUGGAAGCGCAACUGUUCGAUCGACCAGAGUUUAAAGAUAACAAAAAGCUCGAAGAAUUACGAGCAGAAAAUGAAAAACUGAACUACCGAGCCAACAUUCUUACUCGAAGCAUCGAAGAAUUGAAAAAACAGCCAGGACAAGCAAAGGCAUCUGGAGCAACUAAGGAAAAAGCAGCGAAAUCAGCUGAAAAGAAACCUAGUGAUACCAAGGAGAAAAAAUCCGACGGACAGAAACCAGCAGACGCGAAAGCAAAAGCUCCUACAUCAAACAACCCGAUACCAGUGAAAGCCUAUUUUACCGCAGGUGCUCAAGGUGAUGAUGAGCAUUCUUAUCGAACAUUGGAUACAUUGAUAAGUCUUUUUGAACAAGCUAUUCGAAAAGCCUUUCCAGAAGAUCAAUCUUAUCCAGUUCUUGUUGUGCCUGGUAAACAGACCGAUUAUCAAUGCAACUCAGCUAUGCCUAUUGCUCAGAAAUUAGCUGCGGCUGGCAAAAAGAUACCACCCACAGAAGUCGCUAAGAUCAUCACUAACAAUCUUCCUCAACACGAAAUCAUCGAAAAAGUUGAAUUCUCCGGCCCAGGUUUUAUUAAUAUAACAAUCUCUCCCGCAUUUGUUUCCACACAAAUUCGAAAUAUUCUAACGAAAGGUGUUUUACCACCUAAUGUUUUGAAUCUCGUUGGAAAUAUGAGCACCAACGGCAACAACAAAAGACCAAAAGUUGUUAUCGAUUUCUCCUCGCCAAACAUCGCGAAGGAAAUGCACGUUGGUCAUUUACGAUCAACGAUUAUUGGCGAUAGUAUGGCUCGUAUGCUUGAAUACACCGGUUUUGAUGUCCUUCGAUUGAAUCAUCUUGGUGAUUGGGGUACACAAUUUGGUAUGUUAAUUGCUCAUUUACAAGAAAUCUUUCCGGAUUAUAAAACAAAGUCACCACCUAUCGGCGAUCUCCUUGCGUUCUACAAAGCGUCGAAAAAACGAUUUGAUUCGGAAGAAGACUUCAAAAAACGAGCCUAUGAUUGUGUGGUGAAGCUUCAAGCCUUCGAUCCGGAUAUCAUUCAUGCUUGGAAAUUAAUUUGUGAAGUUUCCCGACAAGAUUUCGAGUAUAUUUACAAAGAACUCAAUAUCCGAAUCGUUGAUCGAGGUGAAUCAUUUUAUCAGAGUCGAAUGAUAGAAGUUGUCAAAGAACUUGAAUCAAAAAAUCUAUUAAAAUUAGAAGAAGGCCGAAAAGUCAUGUUUUUACCCGACAUUGAAGUACCAAUGACAAUUGUUAAAUCUGAUGGAAGCUAUACCUACGAUACAAGUGAUAUGGCAACAAUUAAACAACGUCUUCAAGAAGAAAAUGCUGAUUGGAUAAUCUAUGUCAUCGAUUUAGGACAAGCUUUGCAUAUGCAAUCAGUGUUUGCUGGAGCGAAACUGGCGGGAUGGACAGAAGCAAAGAAUACUCGAAUUGAUCAUAUGGGAUUCGGUGUUGUACUUGGUGAAAAUGGAAAGAAAUUGAAAACACGAGAGGGCGAAGCGAUUCGUUUACGAGAUUUACUUAAAGAAGGUGUCGAUAGAUCAAUGGAGAAAUUAAAAGAAAAGGGUCGACAUGAAGUAUUGACACCUGAAGAACUUGAAAAGGCACAAAAAUCAGUUGCCUACGGUUGUAUCAAAUAUGCAGAUUUAUCACACAAUCGAAAUUCCGAUUAUGUUUUCUCAUUCGAUCGAAUGCUCGACGACCGAGGAAACACAGCCGCUUACCUACUCUAUGCCAACACUCGAAUUCGAUCAAUUGCACGAACUGCUGGUGUCGAACCUGCAGCGCUAAAAGCCAUGGCGAAAGAUCACGAGCUGAACUUUACAGUUGAAGAACGUGAAUUGAAACUUGCCAAAUGUAUUAUUAAAUAUCCCGAUGUCUUCACUCGAGUCAUCGAUGAAUUAUUGAUGCAUGGUCUCUGCGAAUAUAUGUAUCAAUUAGCCACAGCAUUUACCGACUUCUAUGAUCGAUGCUAUUGUGUGGAAAAGGAUAAAACAACGGGCGAAGUCCGAAUUAACUAUCGACGAAUCCUUCUUUGCGAAGCAACGGCCAAUGUAUUGGGCAAAUGUUUUGAAAUUUUAGGCAUUCAACCGUUAGAUCGAAUGUAA
Molecule: messenger RNA, 2172 nt
Organism: Adineta ricciae
Lineage: Eukaryota; Metazoa; Rotifera; Eurotatoria; Adinetida; Adinetidae
Source: the annotation of a GenBank genome assembly